Messenger RNA from Peromyscus leucopus (white-footed mouse), 1649 nucleotides. It is a transcript of the gene Sypl1, whose product is annotated as synaptophysin like 1. Bases 49 to 819 code for a protein of 256 amino acids. Gene Ontology annotation, cellular component: synaptic vesicle; synaptic vesicle membrane. The transcript has 6 exons. The record is from RefSeq and is a predicted model, not a curated record. Lineage: Eukaryota; Metazoa; Chordata; Mammalia; Rodentia; Cricetidae.
GGAGAAAGCGCCAGGGCCUGGGCUUCAGGGCCGGGGCGCGGCGCACGCAUGGCUUCCAAUGCUUACUUAGUGCGCCAGCGGUUCAGCCGGCUGAGUCAGAGGAUGUCCGCCUUCCAGAUCAACCUCAGCCCGCUCAAGGAGCCGCUCGGCUUCAUCAAGGUCCUGGAGUGGUUUGCUUCCAUCUUUGCUUUUGCCACCUGCGGUGGGUUUAAGGGCAAAACAGAAAUUCAAGUGAGUUGUCCAAAAGGUGACAAUGGGACGGUCACAGCUGCUUUCGGUUAUCCAUUCAGAUUGAAUCAGGCACCGUUCCGUUCACCCCCAAAUGUCAAUGUGUGUGCUGUGAAAUGGGAGGACCACGUCCUCAUAGGUGACUACUCCUCUUCCGCACAGUUCUAUGUCACGUUCGCCGUCUUUAUGUUCCUGUACUGCAUUGCGGCCCUUGUGCUCUAUGUCGGCUACACGAACCUCUACCGGGAUAGUCGCAAACUUCCCAUGAUUGACUUUAUUAUUACUCUUGUGGCCACUUUUUUGUGGUUGGUGAGUUCCUCAGCCUGGGCUAAAGCUCUUACAGAUAUUAAAAUAGCUACUGGACACAAUAUUAUUAAGGAACUUGAUCCUUGUCUGUCAAAAGCGACGUGUCAGUUUGGUUCCGUGACUAGUAUGGGAUCCCUAAAUGUAUCCGUGAUCUUUGGCUUUCUGAAUAUGAUACCUUGGGGAGGAAAUGCUUGGUUUGUAUACAAGGAGACCAGCUUACAUAGUCCAUCAAAUACAUCAGCUUCCCACAGCCAAGGAGGCAUCCCACCCCCUUCUGGAAUAUAAUUAAAUGGGGGAAAUAUACUGUAUAAAAUGUGUGCUAUACUAUGCCUUGUUGCCAACAUCUUGAGAAGCAUUAUUGUUUCUAAUAAAAAGUAAUGGCUUUUUCAGUAAAUUGGUGGGUUUAAAAUUUUGCUGCUUUUCUAUAUAAAACGUGCCUUUUCUAGAAAUGCAAGAUGUAAAUGCAUUUUAAAUGUAAGUUUGAACAUUCAGGAGCCUGUUUAUGAAAUGAUACUUAUUUUUAAGUGAACAAUAAUUUCACUAAGUUACCUUCUAAAGUGUUUACACCUUAAGCCUUAACAUAAACCUUCAUUCAGAAAAGUUAUGUCAUAUCAUAAUAUAGGAAGAAUGAGUUUGGAAUAUACACUACUGAUAGUUUGUACACAUCAUACCCCUAAGGCUUGGCUUGUUUAAGAAAACCUUGAUUGCAUAAACUGUAUUUAGGAAAAAAGAUUAGUAUAAAUUUUAUAUAUGAAUAUUGUUCAUGUUAAAAAUUUUUGAAUUGCAAAGAAUGGGUAUAUAUUUUGUUUCUGUUUUUCUAAAUGACCUGCUGUACUUAUUAGGUGUACUGAAAUUGUCUUAGGAGCAAGGACUUGAAAAUUCUAACAAAUAUGUAGAGUUAAAUUUGUGCUUCUGGUGGUUUCUUAGGCUUGCUAUGUUAGAAAGAGCAUGGUUCCCACUAUAUAUAUAUAUAUAUACAUUCUUAAUGAUAAUGGUUUGCUAUACUUGUUCACAAGAGAGAAAAAUCUACUUGUUUUCUUCAAGACCCUGUUAGAGGGUUACAAAAAAAUUAAGGUUGCCUUUCACUUUUGAAACAUUAAAAUUUAGUCAAUGAA